Messenger RNA from Sardina pilchardus (European sardine), 5903 nucleotides. RefSeq names its product SPARC (osteonectin), cwcv and kazal like domains proteoglycan 1 (gene spock1). NCBI's taxonomy places the organism in Eukaryota, Metazoa, Chordata, Actinopteri, Clupeiformes, Clupeidae. The record is from RefSeq and is a predicted model, not a curated record. Gene Ontology annotation, molecular function: calcium ion binding; protein binding; collagen binding. Gene Ontology annotation, biological process: anatomical structure development.
CGGAGUUCGGAGCUACCGCACGUCUCUCGGAUAUUUACUCACCCUGCACUACUUCCCAACAAGCUGCGCGUUUUGACACCGGUGGAAACUUCAUAUCCCUGUUCACGUACCCCCAGGGGCCGGACGCAAGCUAUCUUUGACGAUGCUUUACUGUCUGCUGGCUCUCGUGACACUCGUGCUGCUGGACGCGGACGCCAGGCACGGGGAAACGACGUUCGGAAACAACAACAACAAUGGGAGCCCAUUGGACAACGACAAGUGGAUGAGCACCGUGUCUCAAUACGACAAGGACAGAUACUGGAACAAAUUCCGAGACGAUGACUUCAGGAGCUGGACUCCAAGCAAGCCGGCAGACUCAGACACAAAGGCCCACGCUGGGAGGAACGGGGAACCAGGACCCAAGAGCCACUCGGUGCCGGGGAAGUGGAAGAUAGACGAUGGAGGUUUGGACAUCACCAAGGACCCUUGUCUGAAAGUCCGCUGCCCACCGCACAAGGUGUGCGUCAGCCACGACUACCAGACAGCCAUCUGCACCAAUCACAAGCAGGUGCCCCACAGCAGUGUGAAGGCCAAAAGAGGAAGCGUGACCCAUAAGCAGCACAAGCUGGCCGAGGUGAAUCAUGGGAAAUGUAGGCCCUGCCCUGCCCUCCAAGCUAACCCAGUGUGUGGCUCAGAUGGACACACCUACACAUCCAAGUGUAAACUGGACUUCCAGGCCUGUACCUCUGGCAAGAGCCUGCUGGUGAAGUGUGAGGGCCCAUGUCCCUGUCUGCCUGGACAGGAACUCAUCAAACACCACAGUGAAAAAUCUGCCUGUACGGACAGUGACCUGCGCAGCCUGGCCUCCCGCCUCAAGGACUGGUUCGGGGUUCUGCACCAGGACGCCAACAGAGACCUCAAGAUGUCCAGCGACAGCUCACAAAGCCACUUCGACACCAGCAUCCUGCCCAUCUGCAAGGACUCGCUGGGCUGGAUGUUCAACAAGCUGGACAUGAACUACGACCUGCUGCUGGACCACACCGAGCUCAGCGCCAUCUACCUGGACAAGUACGAGCUGUGCAUGCGGCCGCUCUUCAACUCCUGCGACUCCUUCAAAGACGGCAAGCUCUCCAACAACGAGUGGUGCCUCUGCUUCCAGAAACCAGAGGGUCUUCCGUGCCAGAACGAAAUGAACAGGAUUCAGAAUCAAAGCCGACGGAAGCCUCUAUUAGGGGCCUACAUUCCCAGAUGUACUGAUGAGGGCUACUAUAAGGCCACUCAGUGCCAUGGGAGUCAGUGCUGGUGUGUGGACAAAUAUGGCAAUGAGAUCGCCGGCUCCAGGAAGCAAGGCAACCCCACCUGUGCAGAGGAAGACCAGGAGACGUCUGGAGAUUUUGGCAGUGGAGGCGCCGUGAUUUUACUGGACGACCAGGAGGAGGAGGAGCCCCGCAUGAGUGGGCGUGUCCGACAGAAGGAGAGACGAGGCAGACUCCGCCCCCGCGGCGCUAUUGAGGAUGACGAGGAUGAAGACGACGACAAAGAUGACGAGAUCGGCUUCCUGUAGUAGCUCUACCCAUCUCUCUCUCUUUCUCUCUGUUUCUAUCUCUCCCUCUCUCUCUCUACCAUUGGCCUACCAGGGACCCCAGUUCAACUGCACAGAUCUAAAGCCAUUCCUCCUCUUUUCCUCAACCAUUAUUCAUCCAUUCUUUCUUUCUCUUUCUCCUUUUUCGCACAGUUCUCUGUUUCUUGCCCCUGUGUCAGUUCGCUCUUGUUUUGCCCUUUUAUCCCAUUUACCCCCAUCUCUCUCUCUCUACCGAUCCCCAGUUCUUCUCCUCACAAUUACGGGACUCUAUGGAAUCAGUAAAGACUCUUUUGUGACCUUCUGUGACCUUUAAGCCAGUACAGCUAAACGAGUAUGUCCCUGUUCUCUCCACAACUCUCAAUUGAACCUACUUCUUCCCUCUCUUCUUGUCAUCCACUCUCUAUGGUCUCUGUCACUCUAUCUUGAGCUCGUUCUCUCUCUUUUCAUCCCUGUCUCUAUAACUCCUUUUCUCUCUCUCUCUCUCUUUCUCUCUUUCUCUAUCCCUCUCUCAGUCUCUCAGUCGUUCUGCUAGUCUGACUGACGCCAGAGAGGUGUUGGAUGUAUAUAUUUUACCCUCCUCCAGAUAGGGAGCAUUUGCUCUUGCCUCUCUCUCUCUCCUGAUGUUCUCAAAGGAGGCAUUCUAGAGUGUUCUAAUACAGAGGUGUCAGGAGAACCCCGUAGAACGCCAGUCCUCCUCUUUUACAGCAUGUUCCGGGAGCUCUUAAGGUCGAGGUUAGAGAGCGUUCAGCGAGACUUACAGUGGGUUCUGUUUUGUUUGUCUGUUUUUAUUUAUUCAUUUUGAAUGCAUGUCUACCCAUUGUGAAGGGGGAACAAGAGGCUUGGGUUGGCAGCUUGACUUGGUUUUGUUUUCUUUUUCUUUUUCAGAAAAAAAACAACAAGUAUAGUCAAGUCUCACCGUCUCUAAGUACAAGAUGCAUUUUUAAUUUUGUGAUACCGGUGACGUUUGCCGUUCUGCUGCAUCCUCUGUCGCUUAUUUCUGAUGCCUCAGCUUUCCUGUUUGUUUGAUCCUGUGUCUUCUUCGUCCACCUCCUCCUCCGCCUCCUCCUCCUCCUCCUCCUUUUAAGACAAACAAUCAUUUUUUUCCGUGGGAGACAUUUUGUCCUUGAGACAGAGGACUCUUAUCUACUAGACUACACUGACAAACUCGGGAUCAAAAACUCAUUCAGUCGCCAAAUUUUCUCUUUGUUGUUGUGGAACAGUGUUUUCCGCGGCUCUUAAAGGUUGUUUUCUAUUGUCCACCUUGAGAGGGAUGCUUUGGCCGGCUUUGCCCUUUUUGCUUGGGGAUGUUCGUUUUGCUUUUUGUGUUGUUUGGUAGUGUAUUUUUCCUCGCCAUGGAUGACCUGAGAAGGUGUAGCGGACAUUUUCAGUAGGAACGGCACAAAAUCAGUUGGUCAUUCGUCUUGACCUUUUCAAAGCUACACAAAGACCUUUCUUCAGAAAUGAAUUGUGAAGUAAAGCUGCAGAAGUAACUGAAAGAAAAUGUUCAAUUUCUAUCUGCCGUGAAAGAAGGAGGAAAAAAACAAUAUUGUGUUGUGCUCUUCGGUAGACCCCUGUCAUUGCUAAAAGGGGGAAACGUUUCUGCACCAGUUUAAAUGUCAGAGAAAAGCUACUGAGGAGGUAGGCUAGGCUACGACAGAACUUUCUAGAGUGCAUUUAGGGUCUCUUCAUUCAAGUAAGUUUCGCAGAGAAUGUCUCACAAUAACAUCCACAUGACUUGCUAGAGAGUCAAUCACAAGUCCCAGAUGAACGGCAAGUCACAUUAGCUAGAGCAUCUACAGUGCUAUCUGUGUGCGCAGCUCCAUUCAACUUUUAAAAUGGCUGCCCCAGAUGACUGAAAGUACUGAUGUAGGCUAUGUGAGUUUUUCUCUCUCUCUCUAUUUCUCCACCCCCUGUGUGUGUGUGUGUGUGUGUGUGUGUGUGUGUGUGUCACAGGCUAGUAUUUCUGUCGUCUCAUAAAUCUCUUUAUGACUAUUCAUUACCAGGCUCAUAUCGCAACAGCAGCAGGUAAUCGAUGCAUGGCAUUAGCCCGCUGCGGCGCGGAGCUUGUUAAGCAGCGUUCGCUGAUUUAGUGAGGGGCGUUCAGGCGCGGGCGACACUAAGUCCGAGCGGCAGACCCGAAAUCAAAACCCCCCUGCUUCAAUUAGCGGGAUUUGAGGAAAUGCAGACUUGAUGUCAUUUGAUCUAUGGACGCGAGCCAUUGAGUUAACCAAGCUCAGCAGCACCGUGAACCGAUCUGCCGUGGAUGAAAUGAGUAUUUCACGCCCACCAGCGGUUUCUCUCUCUCUCUCUCUCUCUCUUUCUCUCUCUCUCUCUCUCUCUCUCUAUUUCUAGCAGCCUCCGGUUCACUACAGUAUUUCUGUUUCCCUGAGUCAAUCUUCAUCCUCAUUUUUCCGAACGGUUCACUUUCUAGGGUUUCAGCUCCCUUCUAUUCCCUUCUUUUUGUUGUUUUCUUGCUCUCCGUGCAUUUGUUGGAGUGCAUUAGGGCCUAGAGAUGUGUGCUGUAUUGCCGCGCGUGUGUGUGUGUGUAUGUGUGUGUGUGUGGGUGGGAUGACCAUGGUCAUCAGCAUUUUAAGCGUGCAAGUCAAAGGGAAGCCCCACGGGGGCGAGAGGAGCAUUUCCUGUGGGCUCCUGCGUCUCCACGGAGAGGGAUGAUACGGCUGGUGAUCAGGGGAGCACAAGGGGCUGAUGGGUAAUAGGAGGCCAUUAGACGCCUGGGGACGGAGGCUUUCAUCUCGCCCGACCUCCCACAGGACCCUGCAAAGUGAAAAGAAGCCUUAAAGAGGGAUAUUAUGUUGGCUUCAGCAAUUCUACUCUCUUUCUCUCUCUCUCUCUCUUUCUUUCUCUAUUUUUCUCUGUCUUUCUCUCUCUCUCUCUGCUCUUUCUCUCAUGUACUCAUUCUCUCCUUUUCUUCACCUUUUGUUGCUCUUGCUGUCACAGUAUUUUUCUCUCACUGUUCCCUGUCAAAAUUUCUCUGGUUCUUAAUUUCCCCUGUUCUCGCUCCUCUAUGACCUCUACACGCAUAAAUACGCACACACACACAGACACAAACACGCACACACACACACACACUCAGACACACACACAUUCAGACACACACACACUCUUUCUCUCUCUCUCUUUCUUUCGCUUUCUGUCACACACGCGCUGAGAAAUCAGAGUCUACUCAUCGUACAUAUUUGAAUGUUGUCACGUGUGAAGCCUCUGAAACUUUAACAGCAAGUGUAAUGAGAGCCAUCUGUCUUGUUGUUUCUGCUUCCUCCAUCAGUCGGCUGCUAAUGUUAAAUCACACUGUAGACUUUUUAUGAUCGAUCCCCUCUCUCCAAAAUGGACUUGCUGAUUAUUUAUGAAGGCUGUGUAGCUGUUACAAACAGACACACACGUUCACAUGGGCUCUGUUCUUCUCUCUUUUUUUCCAUCUUUCUCUCUCUGACACACACACACACACACACACACACACACACACACACACACACACACACACACACACACACACACUUCUCUGACUCUGACAUCUGAUAUUGCUCUCCCUCAACACUAACAAUGUGAUAAACGGAUAUAUUGUUGUUGGCCCUAUAUUGUGCUUGUAGCCUGCUCAACAUCAAUGAAAGCUGCGUUUCUCUCUCCUUCCCUGAUGUGCCCUGGCUCAUAGGAUCCCCUCCCUGUCCAUCUUUUUAUUUGUAUUUAUGGUGUGGUUAUAUGGCCUGACUUCAGAGGUCACCUAUACAGACAAUUGCAAACCAUAUUACAUACCCUACAGAUGCACUACUACUGUUACCACCAUUCUCUUGACUGGCACAUGUAAACAGUUAAUGGCCAUAUUUGCAAGAGUUUCCUUUGUUAAUUCUAUAUAUUUUUUACUUUGUAAAGAAUAAGAAAAAAAAAGUACUAUCUGACCGUGAGAUGUAAUAUAAUAUGCAGUAGUGUGGCUUUGUCCAUUUGCAUCACAGAGACUGAGUGUGUAUAAAUCUGUAGUCCUGAUUGUAGUUAUAGACCCCCCCCCUCCUCUCUUCUCCUCCUCUCUCCUCUCUUCUUCUCCCCUCUCCUCUCUUCCCCUCCCCUCCCCCUUCUCUCUCCCUCGCUCCUCUUUCCUGCUUUCUUGUAGUGUAGUGAGGUUUUAUUUUUUAUUUUCAAAAAUCUGUCUUUUUCUUCUGCCCCCCCCACCCCCACCCCACCUAUGUCCUCUCGAGUCCAAACGGAAUGUUGAUGUGCUGGGCUGAUGACUUUUUGUUCUGAUUUUAACUGUAAAGAAAAACAAAAUUCCAUAACAAGAUAUGAAAAUGAUGUUUGUCUGAAAUAAAACUCGAGUCUGUCCUGUCCUGUU